Molecule: messenger RNA, 1433 nt
Organism: Salvia hispanica
Lineage: Eukaryota; Viridiplantae; Streptophyta; Magnoliopsida; Lamiales; Lamiaceae
Gene: RRG
Product: sporulation protein (DUF155)
Source: RefSeq, a predicted model, not a curated record
CAAUUAAAAUCAGGUGUCUUGAAAAUCAUUCAACAGCAACAACAAAUAUCGACCACACCAACGGAUUCCGCCCUACUCUUAGAGAAAAUGGUGUGAAUUCGAUAUAAUUUAAGGGUCAAGAACUUAAACAGCUCGCAAAGAAUUUUGCCACUGUUCACCCCAGUGAAUGGGGAGAUGGGGAUGGAGAGUUUAUGUCGCAGUUUCCCGCAUCGCAUCCGCUUCCAAAUCCAUUAAUAACCCAAAUUUGAGCAGGCACCCACUUAUUAGAUCCCAAAAUUCACCAUUAAUUUCAAGGCCAAGGAAUUAUUUCUCGAGUUUCAGGCACUUCUCUGCCCUCCCCGCAUCUCCACCCUACGUCGAAGAAUUUGAUUCCCGUAAUAAUGAUUUUGAUGCAAAUAAGAUUUUGGAGGAGUUGUUUGAAGAUGACGAGGCUGGGAAUAUCUCAGUGAGGGCUUUUUUUCUCUGUACCAGUGUUGAUUUGAAGAGUAUGCAAGCUGAGAAUUCAAAACAUGUCAUUCCUCCGACUUCACGUUCUUCAAAUAGUAUUAUUCUCAGAUUUUGUGGUCCUCCUUGGGAAACUUGUUUUUGUCAGCGAGGUGCAGCUGGAAAUGACAUGAGAUGCUAUCGUUACAUGGUUGUCUACCAGUAUGGUUCAACAAUCCUCUUCAAUGUUGAAGAUCAUGAAGUUGAUUUUUACCUGCAAACUGUUAGACAACAUGCCUCUGGAUUGCUUACAGAAAUGAGAAAAGAUGAUUAUGCUAUAAAAGAGAAGCCUUUGUUGGUUGAGGAUAUGCAGGGAGGUCUGAAUCACAUCGUUUUGAAAAACCUAGACAUGGAUAGCAUCCGCAUAAUUGGCAGUGUUCUCGGACAAAGCAUUGCUCUGGACUACUUUGUAUCACAGGUCGAUGGUAUGGUUGAGGAAUUUGCACAGAUAAAUCGUGCAAUGCAGAAAACUGGCACUUUCACCAUGGACCGCAAAAAGUUGUUUCAACUUGUUGGGAAGGCUAACUCAAAUUUAGCUGACGUGAUUCUAAAAGUUGGUAUUUUUGAUAGAUCAGAAAUCGCUUGGAGGGAUGCAAAAUAUGCCCAAAUUCUUGACUACCUUCGCGAGGAAUACGAGGUUGCACAGCGAUUCGGAAAUCUUGAUUUUAAAUUAAAAUUUGUUGAGCAUAACAUCCAUUUUCUUCAAGAAGUGCUCCAAAAUCGGAAGUCAGAUUUACUGGAGUGGUGCAUCAUUAUAUUGUUGGCAAUAGAAAACAUAAUCUCAAUUUGUGAGAUUGUUAGGGAUUCUAUAGGAAGUUAAAUAGGGAAAAAGAUACAAUAUACGCCAUUCUUUUGCUGCAGCCAAAUUUUUGACAAUAUUGCUGCAAGAACAUAUUCAUUGUGUUACUAUUAUUGAAACACACUGUUAUAAUAAUUGCUGCAGUUCCUUU